Arachis stenosperma is the source of this 722-nucleotide messenger RNA. RefSeq names its product zeaxanthin epoxidase, chloroplastic-like. Lineage: Eukaryota; Viridiplantae; Streptophyta; Magnoliopsida; Fabales; Fabaceae. The record is from RefSeq and is a predicted model, not a curated record. The transcript has 9 exons. Gene Ontology annotation, molecular function: protein binding. The coding region runs from base 1 to 600 and encodes 199 amino acids.
AUGGGAGGGGGGUUUUUGAGCAAAUAUCGGAUACCACACCCAGGAAGAGUUGGAGGAAGGUUUUUCAUUCAGAAGAUGAUGCCUAUGAUGUUGAGUUGGGUCUUAGGUGGCAAUAGCUCCAAGCUUGAAGGUAGACCAGUAUGUUGCAGGCUCUCAGACAAAGCAAAUGACCAGUUACACACAUGGUUCGUAGAGGAUGAUGCUCUUGAGCGUACUAUUAAUGGAGAGUGGUUUUUAUUACCAUGCGGAGAUGAAGGAGGUUAUUUGAAUCCCAUAAGUUUAAUUCAAGAUGAGAUGAAACCCAGCAUUAUCGGGAACACGCAGAAAGAAGGUUACCUGCGCAUUUCAAUUACAAUACCGUUACCUGAGGUCUCUGAGAUGCAUGCUCAAUUUCACUAUAAGGACGGUGAAUUUUUCUUGACCAAUCUGCAUAGUGUUCAUGGCACCUGGAUCACUAACAAUGAAGGAAGGCGAUACCGGAUACCUCCAAAUGAUCAAGCUCGUGUGCGCCCAUUGGAUGUGAUUGAUUUUGGUUCACAAAAGGCUUCAUUUCGGGCUAAGGUGAUAAGAUCUACUCCAAAUACAUAUCUAUGUUUAUAACAUGUUCAUGUUAAUUAAUUAGGAUAUGAACAUGAAAAUGCUACAAACAACUCUUUUGAUUGUCAUUUACAGAAAUAAAUUAUUCAAAAUUACCUGAUGCGAGGAAAGAAAAAUUAAAUUGU